Molecule: messenger RNA, 1658 nt
Organism: Ziziphus jujuba (common jujube)
Lineage: Eukaryota; Viridiplantae; Streptophyta; Magnoliopsida; Rosales; Rhamnaceae
Exons: 2
Coding region: 833-1489 (218 amino acids)
Biological process (GO): endoplasmic reticulum to Golgi vesicle-mediated transport; intracellular protein transport
Cellular component (GO): endoplasmic reticulum; endoplasmic reticulum membrane
Source: RefSeq, a predicted model, not a curated record
GAAGAAAAUAAAAAACCAUCAAAAAGCAGCAAAACUCAGCGGCUAUAGGUUGACAGCGGUGACCCUUUUCACAAAAUUAAAUUAAACGCCCUAUAAUACCCUUGAAGUUUUCAUUUAAUUCUAAUCUUAUCCUGUUCCUUUCUCUUCUUCCAUUGGUUGUACUCGUCGCUUCCACUGGCAACCCACUCACUGAACUGAACCUCGAGUUCACAACAAAAAAUGAGCUCCUCAUAACCCAGUAAACACUUUCCAAACUAAGUAGUUCCUUCAUUGCCGAAAUUAGUCCACUUUGAAUCACCAUUGACAAACUCAUUAAAGAAUCAAGAUCACAUACCCCCGUUGCCAUAGCUUGUUCAUUCCGGUCUUUACGCCCUACUUUUUUUUCUGUAAUUUUUCACUUUUUUUUCUCUCUAAGCUGCCAUUUUUCUUUUUCUUUUUUUUGUUUUUAAUAUAUCUAGUUGGGGCUAAAGGAGCAGAUCUACCUUCUUAAUGCUUAUUAUUUUUUGGUAAAGCCUGCUUUUUGGCAGGUGGAUUUGUCUGAUUAUAGUGUAUAAUUGAUGCCCAUUUGUAAAAGUGGAGUUUUUUGGAGUGUAAUCUUUUGUUUAAGUGAGGUGUUCUUCUUUGUUCGUGGAAAAGAGCAAAUGGGUCUGUAAAAAAAACUUCUUUUUCCUUUUUUACUGUGGAUGAAUCUGUGGAUCUAUGGAGUUGAUUUCUUAGUAGUGGAAGUGGUUUUGUGAAGUGGGUUUUUGGUAUCUUCCUAAGAAUUGAGGAAAGAUCAAGACUUUUUUUAGAGUUGAAGUAAAGGUGGUAUUGAUUUUGUAGCAAGCUGAAAAUGAUUCAGUUACUGUUCUUUGUUUUGAUUAUUGAGGGUGUGGUGGCAGUCAUUCUAUUGAUGGAAUUUGGGCCAUUGAGGGAGCUUGUGAUAAAGAGUCUAGAUCAGCUAAAAACGGGUAAGGGUCCAGCUACUGUGAAAACCAUUGCUGGGACUAUGUUUGUGAUUUUCCUAUCAAGUCUUAUGAGUAUAUUUAAAGUCCAGAAUAAAGGUGCAAAGCUUGGUACCAUGUCACCCAUGGAUCAGGUUUUAUGGAGGACUCAUUUGCUUGAGGCUUCACUUAUGGGUUUUACCCUUUUGCUUGGAUUCAUAAUUGAUCGAACACAUCAUUACCUUCAAACGCUAGUUGAACUGAGAAGUAACAUGCGAGCAUCUAAAGAAGAAGUCGAAAUGCUUCUGAAGGAGAAGACUCAACUUAAAGAGAAAGAAGAGAAAUCUUCAAAGGAAUUGAAGCAGCUGAAAGAAGAAAUUUCUACCUUGUCAGAAAGUUUUAAAAAGGUGAAGUCGGAGUCCGACGAGAAAGAUAGGAAAGUUGAAACUGCUGAAGCCCAUGUCGCUGCCCUUCAGAAACAAGCGGCGGAUCUACUACUCGAGUAUGAUCGUCUGCUAGAAGAUAACCAAAAUCUUCAGAAUCAAGCUCUAGGAUAUAAGAGUUGAGGAAAUUUUCAAAAGGCUGCCCGAGUUCAAAUUUUGGGAAUUGGUUUUGAUCACUGAUGAUGUUUGUCGAAACAUCUCUUGACAUAGAUGGUUAUUGUUUGCUCCAAGUGAAAAUUUUGUAAUCCUCCAUGAAUGUAGAAUUCAGCUUGUUUCAGUGUUUGCAUUUUCA